This is a messenger RNA of Impatiens glandulifera, 1042 nucleotides long. RefSeq lists its product as uncharacterized. The record is from RefSeq and is a predicted model, not a curated record. The coding region runs from base 96 to 722 and encodes 208 amino acids. Gene Ontology annotation, molecular function: serine-type endopeptidase activity. NCBI's taxonomy places the organism in Eukaryota, Viridiplantae, Streptophyta, Magnoliopsida, Ericales, Balsaminaceae. The transcript has 5 exons.
GGUACUAGGCUACGAAAAUAGGAAAAGGGAAUUCGAGGGUUUAAACGUGGAAUCAAUCAAGACUGAAGAAGAAGAAGAAAUCUCUCAACUUUACAAUGGUUUCCUUGUCCACCUGGUUCCGUUACGUAGCUAACAAGCUCGAAUACUCCGUUUCCAUCACAUCCAAGGGCUACAGGCAGGGCCAAAUUGCCAAAACUGAGUAUGGUGAUUCGAUAUGGAAAAAUUUAUUACAAGGAAGGUUGACAUACCUGCACUGGAACAAAGGGGGAGAGGAAAUGACACCCACAAUUACAGAGCAGGGGGCAACACUUUUGGUCCGAAAAAUACCAAUCCCAAAUCCAACGCAUGUUUUUGUGGGGGAUGUUGUGCUGUUAAGGGAUCCAGACAAAUCUGAUAACUUUCUUGUUCGAAGGUUGGCUGCCAUUGAAGGGAAUGAAAUGGUAUCUACAGAUGAAAAAGAUGAGCCAUUUGUAUUGGAAAAAGAUGAGUGUUGGGUGUUGUCUGAUAAUGAAGCGUUAAAGCCAAAGGAAGCCAGGGACAGUCGAACAUAUGGUCCUAUGUCUGUGACCGACAUUGUUGGUAGAGUAGUGUAUUGCUUGAGAACAGCUGUGGAUCAUGGUCCAGUGGAGAACAGUCUAUUUGGCAUGCGAAGGGAUUUGCCUGUGAUGGAAGUCGAGCUUGAUGUUGAUUUGAUGUCUAGGAAUCAAAAGGAACAAUUGUGAUAGUUAUGCUGAAACAAUAUCUUCGGACAAAUUCAAUUGGUUUGUAUGCUCAAGAACUGCUCUACCAGAAAAACAACAAGAAGAGAAAUGGGGUAAUAAAAAAAAUUGAGUGAUGUUAAAAUUAACACUCAAAAUGUCAAUGUUUUCUAUUCUACUACUAGAUUAUUGUUUGCCCCCUGUUUAGGAGACCCAAUUUCAAUUCUCUUACUGGAUUUUGUCUUUUGAUAUUUUUUUCAACAUUUGAUGGGUAUGAAAAAAAGACUUGGAGUAUGAGAAAUGUGUCAUGGAUCAGUUAGUUAAGUAAAUCGAUUUUAAUGUAA